UAGCAAUAAAGCGAGAUUCUGUCUCCAAAAAUGCUAAAACUGAAACAAACUAACAAAAAAUCCCGGAAAAAACAGAGACUCAGGUUAUCUGCAAGUUAACAUAGUUUUACAUGGUGCUUUGCACAUAGUAAGCACACAUAUAACUGUUGAAUGAAUGAAUUUGUUUCCAAUCUUUCUUCUUCUUCUUUUUUUAAGAGACAGAGUUUCACUUUAUCACCCUCGGUAGAGAGCUGUGGUGGCACAGCUCACAGCAACCUCCAACUCCUGGGCUUAGGCAAUUCUCUUGCCUCCGCCUCCCGAGUAGCUUGGACUACAGGCACCCCGCCAGAACGCCCGCCUAUUGUUUUUUGUUGCAGUUUGGCCGGGGCCGGGUUCGAACCCUCCACCCUCGGUAUUUGGGCCCGGCGCCCUACCCACUGAGCCACAGGCGCCGCCCAGUUUCCAACCUUUCACUUACAAAGUUGCAAUAAACAUCUUCCCAAACUUUGCCAGUAUUUCCAGAGGAUGCAUUUAUUCUUAGGAGGAUUGCUGAGUUCAAAGAGUCAGCCAUAUUUCAAAAUCCUGCUUUGGAUAUGCUUCCUUGCAGGCUCCGGAUAGAGGUUGCCUUCAAUAAUUUCUUUCUCGCGAUGUCUUUCGGGAGGUGUAGUCUUUGCGAUGCUUGCUGGGAAUCGUGGUCUGAGUCAGUCUCAGGAAGCGGGUGAGGACGAACUUAUUACGAGACCGGCUUUAGGACCCCGCGGGGGACUGUGGACCAGGGAAAGGGUCGGGUUGGUUGGGAGAGCGCCCGUGAGCCCGGAGCUGCGGUGGCGUCGUGAGCGAGCGAGCCCAGGAGCGGCGCGGGCGGUGGAGGAGGAGCCCAGGGCUCGAUUCUAUAACCAUGGCACAGGUAGAAAAACGGGGGGGUUUGCUUCGGAAAUCUUCAGCCUCCAAAAAACCACUGAAGGAAAAAGUGGUGUUGAUGUAUGAUGAGAUCUUCAUGACAGAUGACCCCAGUAAGUGCAGUCCUCGGUUUUGGGAGGAGCUUUUUCUCAUGAAGGUGAAUUUAGAGUAUCUAGAAGGCAAGUUGGAAUCUCUUGAUGGUGAGGAGUUAAUGAAGAUCAAGGACAAUAUUAAUUGCUUAUUUCAACACUGCAUCCAAGCUCUAGGAGAGGAGCAUCCAAUUCGAGUUGUCAAUGCCUUGCAGACUUUGUGUGCACUCAUUCGAGGAGUCCAUCAAAAGAAUAAGUCUACUUCUGGGUUUGACAUUAUCAACAUGCUAAUGGGCUUUGACAAAGCAGAGCUGUGCAUGAAGAACUUGAUGGAGAGUUUGGAUUCAUUGCUUUGUGCAGAAGGUUCUGAGAGUCUGAAGAGUUUAUGUCUAAAACUUCUCCUUUGCUUAGUGACCGUGACAGAUAACAUCAGCCAGAACACUAUCUUGGAGUAUGUAAUGAUCAAUAGCAUAUUCGAAGCAAUUCUACAGAUACUUUCCCAUCCCCCAAGUCGUAGGGAGCAUGGGUAUGAUGCCGUUGUUCUCUUGGCUUUGCUGGUGAACUACAGAAAAUAUGAGUCUGUAAAUCCUUAUAUUGUGAAGCUAUCUAUUGUGGAUGACGAGGCCACGCUUAAUGGAAUGGGGCUUGUAAUUGCUCAGGCUUUAUCUGAGUACAACAGGCAAUAUAAAGAUAAGGAAGAAGAACACCAGAGUGGUUUUUUCUCUGCUUUAACAAACAUGGUGGGCAGCAUGUUCAUAGCAGAUGCCCAUGAGAAAAUCUCAGUACAAACCAAUGAGGCCAUUCUUCUGGCACUUUAUGAAGCUGUUCAUUUAAAUCGCAACUUCAUCACAGUAUUAGCUCAGAGUCAUCCAGAAAUUGGCUUGGUGACGACCCCUGUCGGCCCUGCUCCAACAACCCCAGCCACACCACUUGGGACCACACCACCCUCCUCUGAUGUUAUAAGUUCUGUGGAACUCCCACUGGAUGCAGAUGUACAAACCAGUAAUCUACUGAUAACCUUCUUAAAGUAUAGCUCAAUUGUCAUGCAGGACACCAAAGAUGAACACAGGCUUCACAGUGGCAAACUCUGUCUGAUUAUCCUUACAUGUAUUGCAGAGGAUCAGUAUGCCAAUGCGUUUUUGCAUGAUGACAACAUGAAUUUUCGAGUAAACUUACAUAGAAUGCCUAUGAGACAUAGGAAGAAGGCUGCAGACAAGAACCUUCCCUGUCGUCCGUUAGUAUGUGCAGUACUGGACCUGAUGGUUGAGUUUAUUGUAACACACAUGAUGAAGGAGUUUCCUAUGGAUCUUUAUGUGCGCUGCAUUCAGGUAGUACAUAAACUGCUUUGUUACCAGAAGAAGUGUCGAGUACGCCUGCAUUACACCUGGAGGGAACUCUGGUCAGCCUUGAUAAAUUUGCUGAAGUUCCUUAUGUCAAAUGAGACUGUUCUUUUGGCCAAACACAACAUUUUUACAUUAGCCCUUAUGAUUGUGAACCUCUUUAAUAUGUUUAUCACAUAUGGUGACACAUUCCUGCCAACCCCCAGCAGCUAUGAUGAACUUUACUAUGAGAUUAUCCGAAUGCACCAGAGCUUUGAUAAUCUGUACUCCAUGGUCCUGAGGCUUUCUACCAAUGCUGGCCAGUGGAAGGAAGCAGCUAGCAAGGUGACCCAUGCGUUGGUUAAUAUCAGAGCCAUCAUCAACCACUUUAACCCCAAAAUUGAGUCCUACGCUGCUGUGAAUCACAUAUCCCAGCUGUCUGAGGAGCAGGUGCUAGAGGUGGUGAGAGCCAACUAUGACACACUCACACUGAAGCUGCAGGAUGGCCUAGACCAAUAUGAGCGCUACUCAGAGCAACACAAGGAAGCUGCCUUCUUCAAAGAGUUGGUUCGAUCCAUUAGCACCAAUGUUCGAAGAAACCUGGCCUUCCACACACUCAGCCAGGAAGUCCUGCUCAAGGAGUUCUCCACUAUCUCCUGAGGCCACGCCUACCUGAGCAGCCACUGACUGCCCUUAACCAUGAGGCUCCUGGGGGAUCAAGGGGAGAGGGAGCUGCCCCAAGGUUGGAGAGAAACACAGAUACCGAGUUCUCUUCUCUCUUCGUGAAGGCCAUGCUUCAGUGGAGCUUGGGUAGCCAGGGCAAGCCAGGGAUGAUUGUAUUUGGGGAAGAAUGGGUAGGCACAAGGAGAGGCCUCCAGGAAUGUGGGGACUUCCAGGGUUAACUCCCUGGAUAGCCUUUCACAUUUCCAAUUGAGAUCAUAAAUUGUAGCUACUGACUAAUUUUUAGGAACUGAUGAGGCAAGCUCCAAGGUGACACUAACACCUUGAAGGUCAUUAGCUCUCCUUGGCUUCUGAAAAUGGAUCAACUCUCAGCCUCAUCCUGCUUCUUUUGGGCCUGGGGCUGUACUAGGCUUGAAAUCUGUGCCGUGUGCCCCACUGGUACUCUGUCCAGUCAUUAGGACUCUUAGGGCUUAGGGCAGAGUAGGAAUGGGGUAUCGUUUUUUUCUGUUUUCCAAAUUCAGAGUUGACUCCUCUGGGAAACUGGAGAUUAGAAUCUGCCCAGUGCUCUGCUGUCCAGCCACCACUUUCUGGAUUUUAGUUUUGGUACUGGGAGUAUCUAUUAGCUUUUGCCUUCUUUUAACCCAUUGACUCAUCAGCACAAUAGGAUCACAACCUUAGCUUUUCACUUUUAUUCUGGUUUAAACUGUCUUUAGGGUGUGUGUGAAAUAAACAUUGACAGGUUUUCUGGAGCCCUUAAGGUACCUGUUUUGCUGGUUCCCUUUCCAGCAGCUUCUCUGUGUCCCUGCCAACCCCUCCUCAGAGCCUUUCCUGCCUCUGCUGAGCUCCCCUCCACAUGUUCCACCCCCUCACCCUGCUGCUGUUUACAUCCAGCCUCCCUGAGAAUUUCCUCGGGGAAGAUUCUAUUCCUGCUGUGGUCUGGUGCUUGGGAGGGAGAGAACCUGCUGGGGACUGGGUGCCCUCCUUCUGAAAGAGGCCAGGUGAGCAUUGUGACAUUCUGGGUGGGAGCACAGGUAAAUCUUCUGCCCUCUGGGAAGUUGGCCUAUGAUUCCUCCUUUGGAAAGCUUCUAUUGGACCACCUAGGCUUUCCUUACCCUGUGGCUUCCCUUGAAAUAGCUGCUACUUUGAAAUCCUCCCUUUCUCUAAAGCACUUUCUGAAGCCCUCAGGAUGGUGGAGAGCAAGCAGCACGGGAAGAAUCUGGGAGUGAGUACAGGAAGCCAGCAGUGAAAGCAGGUUUGCGACCUUCCUGGCCACUAUCCAUUUAACCUUGUAUCUCUUUUAGAUGCCUUCCUUCCCUGGGAAUCAGAGUUUUGGCUCCAACAUUGAGCCGAUAAGCACUAGUUCCAGAGAAUCCACUCACAGGCUGCCAUGUAUGGCUAUAGUUUCUUAAGAGAUCACAGGCUGGGUCAUUUCUGAUCCCUAGAUGGAUAGCUCAGCCUGGGGCAUUUAGUGUUUUCCAUUGUGAUAAACCCCAGGGCAAUUGGAUUUGGAGCUGAUGGCAAGUCGAAGUUAUUAAAAAUUAAUUUGUGUGGGACAGUCUUUAGUGUCUUUUUUAUCAUUAUUAAUUUCUGUUUCCCAGACACAUUUCUCAAAGAUAGAGAUAAGGUAAUCUCCCAAGUGCUGGUCCCAUCUGUCUAGGAAUCCCCUAUCUGUCCUUAUAGACUCUUCUCUAAGUCUCCUGGCCUAGUAGAGGCCAGCUGGGUUCACAAAAUUGUAGCCUCCCUUACCCUCAGGGUGGAAGGAUGGAAAAGAGAGUUCCCUUAUCUCCAAACUCAGCAUGGCUACUUCUGGAUUCCUGCCAGCCUUUCCUUUAAGGUGAACAGUGGCAGGUCCAGGGGAUGAGCACUAAGAAGAGACUACUUGCCCUCCAUUUGAGACAGAGUUUCACUUUGUUUUUGUUUUUUUGUUUGUUGUUGUUGUUGCAGUUUUUGGCUGGGGCUGGGCUUGAACCCACCACCCUUGGCAUAUGGGGCCGGUGCCCUACUACUUGAGCCACAGGCACCACUCAGAGUUUCACUUUGUUGCCCUGGGUAGAGUCCUAUGGCAUCAUAGCUCACAGCAACCUCAAACUCCUGGGCUCAAGCGAUUCAAUAGUCUCAGCCUGCUGAGUAGCUGAGACUACAGGGGUCUGCCAUAAUGCUUGGCUAUUUUUUUAUUUUUUUAGAACCAAGGUCUCUUUCUUGCUUAGGUUGGUCUUGAGCUCAAGCAAUCCACCCGCUUCGGCCUCCCAGAAUGCUAGGAUUAUAGGCGUGAGCCCCCUGGCUGGCAGCAUUUCUUCACGUACACCUAUACCAAGAACUCUAAAUAGGAGUCCCAUUUCUCCUAGAAACCAAACAUGGAAAGCUGCCUCUGUCUAUGUCCAGCCUCUACACCAGGUGUAUGGAGGCUUCUGUAGAGCCAGGAGAAAGCCAGGAGCAGGGCAUUGCUCCUAAAGCAGUCCUACCUUCAGCUGCUUGUCCUUGUCUUAUGCUGGAAUUCCUGCUGUGUUGAUUGAAUCAAGUGGUUGGAAAUUAAAGCCAAUGAAGAAAUUAAAUGUACUUG
Messenger RNA from Nycticebus coucang (slow loris), 5528 nucleotides. It is a transcript of the gene ARMH3, whose product is annotated as armadillo like helical domain containing 3. Gene Ontology annotation, biological process: regulation of Golgi organization. Gene Ontology annotation, cellular component: cytosol. NCBI's taxonomy places the organism in Eukaryota, Metazoa, Chordata, Mammalia, Primates, Lorisidae. The coding region runs from base 878 to 2947 and encodes 689 amino acids. The record is from RefSeq and is a predicted model, not a curated record. The transcript has 26 exons.